AUGAUCAAAGCCGCAACCGGAGCGGUCCUCCUGCACAUUCCCCCCCUCCACCUGCUCCCGCUGCUGCUGCUGCUUCAUGCCUGUCCGGCGUGUCUGUCCGCGCAGCCCGGGCAUCCAGUGCGCUACUUCGGACAGAUAGCCGAGAACUCCCCGGCCGGGACGCCGGUGGACGGGGUGGUGCUGUCGCUCGGAGCCGGCGGCUGCUCUGGCGCGGACCUGAAUGCCAGCCUCAUGGGGAAUUACGCGUCGGAUUUUAGGCUUGUUCACUACCACGGCCACCGGGACCACCGGGGGCAUCUGGGUUUGGUGUCCGCCAAACCUCUGGACCGGGAGUUUAUAGCGAUGUACGAGCUGACAGUGGAGUUGCCACCGCGGUGUGUGAGGAGACCGGCCGCAGUCCAGGUCGAAGUGUCGGACCGGAACGACAACAUCCCUCGGUUCACCAGCGGAAACCAGACGGUUGAAGUGGACGAGCUGACGCCGCUCGGUACGGAACUGGCCCGCUUUGACGCGAAGGACGGAGACGCAGCGAGGAACGGACGCGUCAGUUUUUACGCGUCACCGGAGUCUCAUCUGCUCCAUGUGGUUCCACAAACCGGGCAGGUCAGGCUGGUCGGGUCCCUGCUGGAGUUCAGCCAGGUGACUCUGCGCCUUUACGUGAAAGACGGCGGAGAUGUGGCGCUGAUAGGUGAACCGGUGUUCCUGCGCAUCAACGUCCGCCGCACCCGCAGAGCGCGGCGGCGGCCCCGCGCUCUGUCCGAGAAGCUGACCUACACCGUGACCGUCCCAGACCACGUCAGAGUCGGGGACCUGGUGUUCACGGUGCCGGACCAGAGGUUCGAGCAGCGGUGGUUCGAGGUGAUAUCCGAGGCCGACUCGCCGGUUCAGAUCGAGCGGGACUCGGGGCGUCUGUACCUGGCGCGUAUCCUGCGGGAGCCCGCUGAGGUGGUGGUGAGGAUCCAGAACCUGCGAGGUGAUGAGUCAUACCUGUGCAGAUUGACUCUGAGCAUGCCCAGCCAGGCUGACAUGCAGUGGGCGAUGUUCCCCUCGCCUUACCUGGGUGCUGUGGGUCCCGACGCCACGCCUGGCUCUGCAGUGUACCGACUGUCGGCACGGCAACGGGAUGGAACAGUUGGACAAACCCAGUAUUUCCUAGUGGACGGUGGGGAGGAGUGCUUCGAGGUGGAUCGACGCUCUGGUGAGAUCAGGACCACGGGACGACCUCUGACCCCCAGUAAGGAGUAUCUGCUGCGGGUGCAGGCGAUGGACGGGCGCGGUCGUAAAGGCCCUCCGGCCACGGUGGCCGUCCUGGCGGGCUACCGGCCGCCGCAGUUCACCAACUCCACCUACAGCCUGAACGUACCCGAGAACAAAGCCGUCGGCCAGCCCGUCGCCGUGGUUCAGGCCGUCUCCUUCCAGAAGAAGAGUCUGUCCUACAUGCUGCUGCUGAAUCCUGGGAAUCUGUUCAGCAUCAACCAGGAGAGCGGAGCGCUCAGCCUCACCAGGGCCGUCGACUACGAGAGCGGACACAACCUCCACACCCUGCAGGUCCGCGCCACCGAACCCGACACCGGCCUCAGUGGCGUGGCGGAGGUUGUCGUUCAUAUAACUGACGAAAACGACUGCACACCAGAGUUCCUCCACUCUAUCUACACCAGAGACAACGUACCUGAAAGCAUCGCACCUGGAACCUCCCUGCUGCAAGUUCUGGCCCGGGACUGUGACUCCGGCGUAAACUCGGAGCUCUCUUACUUCGUUCACGGUGGUGACUUUGACAUCACAUCGGGGGGCGUGGUCAGCCCCGCCCGUCGCCUGGACUAUGAGCGACCCAAUCACGUCUAUGAGUUUGUGGUGGUCGCCGUGGAUACAGGAACGCCCCCCCGAACGGGCACCGCCUCCGUCCGCAUCCGAGUCGCCAACAGCAACGACGAGGCGCCCGUCUUCUCCCAGAGCGUUUAUAAGACCUUCCUGAGCGAGGACGCCGGUCCAGACACGCUGGUCGCCAUCGUUCACGCCAACGACCCGGACGGAGACGCCGUCUCUUACGCCAUCACUGGCGGCAACGAGGACAGCAACUUCCUGCUGGACAACCAGAAGGGCAUCAUCAAGCUGCGGAGGAGUCCGCCCCCCAGGCUCCGGGGGCCGCAGUACGUUCUCAACAUCACCGCCACGGACGACAACGCAUCGGGUGGGCCGUACCCUCUGAGCAGCUCUGCCCAGGUCAUCGUGGGAAUCAACGACAUCAACAACAACAAACCGGUCUUCCAGGAGUGUCAGAACUACAGUCUGAACGCCGUGGUCCUGGAGAACCAGCCGCCAGGGACGUUUGUCCUGCGCGUCCACGCCAACGACGCCGACAUGGGGGUCAACGGAGAGGUCAAGUACGGCAUCAUGCACAGAGACGGAGUGUCGUCGGGGUUUGACAUCGAUCCCGACACCGGCGUGAUCACCACGACGGCGAGCUUCGACCGGGAGCGUCAGAGGGAGUUCACGCUGUCGGUGACGGCCACGGAUCAGGCCGAGGAGCCGCUGAUCGGGAUCUGUCAGAUCACCGUCCUCAUCGCGGACCAGAACGACAACGACCCCAAGUUUGAAAACAGCCGCUACCAGUACUUCCUGCGGGAGGACACUCCGGUAGGGACUAGUUUCCUGCGAGCAGCAGCACACGAUGACGACCAGGGGAGCAACGCGGCCAUCGCCUACUCCCUGUCCAAUCAGAAGCCAGCUUACCUGCACAUCAACCCCAGUACUGGCUGGAUUUACGUCAACUACCCCAUCUCACAGACGUCCAGGAUCAACCAGCAGAUCGUGGCGUCGGAUGGAGGGAACCGCAGCAGCUCCGUGGAGCUGACCGUCAUCAUUACAAACGUCCACAACCAGCCGCCACACUGGGAGCAGCCCGAGUACUGGGUCACCGUGCCGGAAAACACCGUACGAGACGCCAAGAUAGUGACCAUCAAGGCGACGUCUCCGCUCGGCGACCCGCGGGUGACCUACAACCUGGAGGAGGGUCAGGUGCCGGAGACCAACAUGCCGGUGCGGUUCUACGUCAAGCCGAACCGGGCGGACGGCUCGGCGUCCAUCCUGGUGGCCGAGAACCUCGACUACGAGACGACGCGCUUCUUCACGCUCAGAGUGCGAGUCCAGAACGUCGCCGCCGUGCCGCUGGCGUCCUUCACCACCGUCUACGUCAACGUGACAGACGUGAACGACAACGUCCCUUUCUUCCUGUCGUCCACCUACGAGGCCACGGUGCCUGAAGGGGCAGAGAUCGGCACGUCGGUGGCUCAGGUGUCGGCCACAGAUCUGGACUCUGGUCUGCACGGGAUGAUCCACUAUGUGAUCCUGAAGGACGAGAGCGGGGACUCUCAGUUCUUCAGCAUCGACUCGCGCAGCGGCGUCAUCGUCACUCGAGCCUCCUUCGACCGCGAGCAGAAAGCCUCCUACCUGAUCGAGGUGCAGUCGCAGGACGGCUCCGAGUCCGCCAGACCAGGCCAGCAGGGACAACCCAACACCGACACGGCCUACGUCAGGAUCUUCAUCACCGAUGUCAACGACAACGCCCCAGCGUUCGCCCGGCCGGUGUACGAGGUGAGCGUGGAGGAAGACAAGGAGGUCGGCUUCGUCCUCAUCACCGUCACCGCCAACGAUGAAGACGAAGGUGCCAACGCCAAGCUGCGCUACCAGAUCACCUCAGGAAACACCAUGGGCACCUUCGACGUGGAGCCAGAGGUGGGCACCAUCUUCGUGGCUCAGCCGCUGGACUACGAGAUGGAGCAACGCUACGAGCUGCGGCUGGUCGCAUCCGACGGGAAGUGGGAGAACGAGACGCUGGUGGUGGUUCAGGUGGUCAAUCGCAACGACGAGGCGCCCGUCUUCAGCCAGACGGAGUACCACGCCGCCGUGACCGAGGAGCUCACCCAGCUGCCUGUUUUCAUCCUGGAGGUUUCAGCCACAGAUCCAGACCAGGAGGCUGACCAGACCGCCCUCCGCUACUCCCUCCAUGGCCAGGGCGCCGGUGGCGAGUUCACCAUUGACGAACGAACUGGAAGAAUCUACGCCCAAAGGCGCCUGGACCGGGAGGAGCGCCCGGCCUGGAGAUUCCUCGUCCUCGCCACAGACGAGGGAGGGACGGGACUCACAGGGUUUGCAGAUGUGCUUUUAGAGGUCCGGGAUGUCAACGACAACGCACCCUUCUUCCCGUGCCCGGCGCUGGAAGUAGACGGAUGUUUUGUUGGCCAAGUGCCUGAAAAUUCACCUGCUGAUACCUCCGUCAUGGAGAUGCGUGCCAUGGACCUGGACGACCCCAACGAGGGAAAGAAUGCCAUGCUGACCUACAGCAUCAUCAAGAACGUCCGCAAUGAAAUCAACCUCAACCUGUUCUCCAUCAACGCCAGCACAGGGACCAUCUACACGGUUCUUCGGUCCCUGGACCGUGAGGCUGAGGACCAGUAUCUGGUGGUGGUGGAGGCUAGGGACGGUGGGGGUUUGGCAGGAACAGGAACAGCUACCAUCAUGGUUUCAGACGUCAACGAUCACCCACCCGUCUUCACUCAGCGGCUCUACACUACCCAGGUGACAGAGGACCUGGAGGUGAACAGCGAGGUUCUCGUAGUUUCUGCCACAGACGGAGAUGAGGGUGAGAAUGCUGUGGUAACCUUCAGCAUCGUCGGUGGUGACGAGGACAGGAAGUUCUUUGUGGAGACGGACAAAGUGAACCGACGGGGCGUGAUAAAACUUAAGAAGAAGGUGGACUUCGAGAAGCCUCAUGAGAGGACUUUCAAUCUGACCCUAAAGGCUGAAGACGCAGAUUUCUUCAGCCUGGCUUACUGUCUCGUUCAGGUGGAAGACUCCAAUGACCACGCCCCUGUAUUUUUUCCACAAUUCUAUGAGUCGCCAUCCAUGUCUGAAGACGUACCUGUGGGGACAAUUGUUGCUCAGGUGACAGCCUCUGAUCUAGACUCGGGACAAAAUGGACGCUUUUCUUAUAGUAUUUCGAAGGAGUCAGACCCCUACAGUCAGUUUCUGGUGGACCAGUCCGGUUGGGUGGUAGUGGCUGAUUCUCUGGACAGGGAGAAAAUCUCGCAGCACAGGAUCAUGGUCCUCGCCACGGACGCUGGGAGUCCACCCCUGACCGGUACUGCCAUCGUCAUGGUAACCAUACUUGACAUUAACGACAAUGGGCCAGAGUUCGAGGUGCCCUAUAAGCCUGUAGUCUGGGAGAACACGCCAGCACCGCAGGCGGUACAAAUGAACGAAACCUCCCUGCUCCUCCACGCCACCGACCGGGACACCUCCACCCACGGCGGACCCUUCUCUAUUCGGCUUCUCAUGCUCACCUCCGACGCCACCAACUUCAAUUUGACUGACUUUCGAAACGGCAGCGCGGCCAUCACCGCCCUCCGGACCUUCGACCGCGAGCGGCAGAAGGAGUACCACCUCCCAAUUCUCAUGAUUGACAGCGGCUCCCCUCCAAUGAGCUCCACCAGCACGCUGACAGUCGUCAUCGGUGACAGGAACGACCACCCUCACUUACCGGGACACACCGACUUCAUCAUCUACAGUUAUGAAGGUAUUCUCCCGAUGACGGUGCUCGGACAAGUUCAAUCCCCCGACCUUGAUGACUGGAGCGAGAAGGUGUACCGGUUCGAAGGCAAGCCAUCCAGGCUGUUCAGUCUGAACCAGAGCUCGGGACAGCUCAGCAUCAGGGAGGGGGCUCCUCCAGGCUCGUACCGCCUGCAGGUGCGCGUGUCGGACCACACCUGGCCCGACGUCACCUCCACAGCUCAGGUGGACGUCAGGGAACUGCAGCAGGAUGCUCUGCAGAACGCCGCCUCCAUUCGCCUGACCAAUCUGACAGUGGAGGAGUUCUUCAGCAGGAGUGGAGGUGAGGAGAGUCGGUUCUCCCGUCUGGGUCACGCGUUGGCUGAACUACUGCAGACUCUGCCGGAAAAUGUCCAAAUCUUCUCGGUGGGCGACGCCGGCCGGCGGGGAGAGAAGGCCCUCGGAGUCUGGUUUGCCGCUCACGGCUCGCCGUACUACAAGGCAGAGAAGCUGCACGGCUACGUGGCAGCAAACAAAGCAAAGCUGGAGGCCUUGUUGGGCGUGUCCAUCUCUCAGGUGGGCGUUGAUGACUGUCCCUACGCAGACUGCAGUCAGUCCGGAGGCUGCAGCAACGACGUGUCAUUCAGCCACGCCCCGGUGCCCCUCAGCACCGGUAACACCUCUCUGGUGUCGCUGUCAGCCUCGUCAACAGCGCGGUGUGGCUGCAGGGCCCGCGAGGCGAUCCACCUGCCCUGCUCCGCCUACCCCACCAACCCCUGCCUGAACGGGGGCACCUGUCAGGACGGGCCGCUGGGAUACAGAUGUAAGUGUCCUCCCAUGUUCGACGGGCCUGAGUGCCAGCAGACCAAACACAGCUUCGGCGGCCAGGGCUACGCCUGGUUCCCUCCCAUCAUGCCUUGCUUCCAGAGCCACAUCUCCCUGGAGUUCCUGGCUGAGUCGGCCAAUGGGCUGCUCCUCUACGACGGGCCGCUCGGACCGGCUCGCGCCGGGGAGCAGGAGGACUUCAUCGCCCUCGAGCUGAGGAACGGGGUUCCAGCUCUGAGUAUAAACCACGGAUCAGGAACGCUGACCCUGCAGCUCCCGCCGAAAUCCACCGUCACCGACCGCCGCUGGCAUCGCCUCGACAUCGUCAGCGACGGAAAGGCAGUGCAGCUGAUCCUGGACCAGUGUGGGGGGGUGGCGGUGAAUGAGUUGGAGGGUGUCGGAGGCGACACUCAGGAGACGGACGAGUCCGGCUGCAGAGCUGCGGGAGAGACGCCUGGAAACCAGAGGUAUCUGAAUGUCUUCCAGCCUCUUCAGUUGGGAGGAAUGAAGGAAACAUCUCCUCAUAGACGUUACCGUAGUUUCACCGGCUGCAUCCGCAACCUGGUGGUGGACAGUCAGGUGUACGACCUGGCGUCUCCAGGUGAGAGCGUGGACAGCACACCUGGCUGCAGGCUGACAGACGGGGUGUGUGUGACGGCGGCGGGUCCCUCCUGCGGCGUUCAGGCCUCCUGCCUCGCCGACUGGGGCUCGUUCAGCUGCGAGUGUCACCCCGGAUACACCGGACACAAGUGUGACAGAGCCGUCCCAGAGUUCUCCUUCGACUCGGGCAGCGUCGUACGUUAUCAGCUCCGAGGAGGCGGCAGCUCCCGCCGCACCAACAUCCAGCUGCUCCUCAGAACCAGAGCCACCGCCGGCACCCUGCUCUCCCUGACGUCCCGGGAGGCCAACGAGUACGUCGUCCUGGAGAUCAUGGAGGGCCACCUCUCCGUUCGUGCCAACCUCGGCGACGGGGCUCACGCCCUGCGGCUUCCCGGCCAGCGGGUGGACAUCGGGCAGUGGGUCCUCGUGGGCCUCACUCGCCAUGACAACCUGUUCGUCUUGCGGCUGGAGCAGGGCGGCGGCUCGAGGGAGGUUCAGGCCCGGCUGGGGAGCCGCAGGGAGAUAGUGGUUCACCCGGCCAGCGUGAUGGUCGGCAACGGUCCGAGCACCGGAGACAAGGCCGACUUCCAGGGUUGUGUGCGGGACGUUCGUUUGAACAGUCAGGUCCUGCCUCUGGACGGGCAGAGCCGGGACCUGGUGACGGUCCUGGAGAGGCGGGGCGUCACCCCCGGGUGCUCCAGCGACGCCUGCAGCGGUCAGCCCUGCCGCAGCCCGCUGCGCUGCGUGGACCUGUGGAGGAAGCACCAGUGCAGGUGUCCCGGCGGUCAGGUGACGGUGACAGAUGACUCGGGUCAGCAGCGUUGCGUGCCGUCGCCCUGCGGGUCCGCUUCCUGCCGGAACGGCGGCAUCUGCCAGGCGCUGUCACCCGACAGCUACCGGUGCCGGUGUCAGGAGGGGUUCAGGGGUCAGCGCUGCGAGCUGGGACAGGUCAAAGGUCACCGGCUGGCCGCCCUCAGCCCCAGCUCCAUCCUGGCCAUCAGCAUGUGUCUGCUCGUCUUCUUCGCGGUGCUGGUGGCGGUGACGGUGUGGAACCAGAAAGGCAGCCGUAACAAGUUCAGGAAGCGAGGAGUUUACCACAUCCCAGCUGAACACGAGAGCUGGGAGGACAUCCGAGAAAACAUCCUCAACUACAACGAGGAGGGGGGAGGGGAGCAGGACCAGAACGGAUACGACAUCACGGAGCUGAAGCGCCCGCUGUGCUCCAGCCUGUCUCAGUCCUCGUCCUGCACCACCGCCCCGCUCAUCAAAUCCUCGCCCGGCUCCCAGGAGGAAGUUCACCCCCCGUCCGGCUCCUCCUGCAGCUCGGGCGCUCCUUACCUCAGCAUCCCGCAUCACCAUCACCACCACCAGCCCGCCGCCACCAACAGCUACGGCAGCGACGCGGCCUACGCCAACUACGCCGCUCACGCGGGCAGGGACGUGGAGACGAGCGACGGAGGGGGCUACGUGGACGCCCGGUCGGGGUCGCGCUCUCACGUGGACUUUAAAAGCUACGUGUCGCGGAUCAUCUGGGAGGCGGACAACGACUGCGAGGCGUUCCCGCCGGACGCGUACCACGUCUGGUGCGUGGAAGGCUCGGGGUCGUCGGCGGGAAGCCUCAGCUCGCUGGGGUCCGCCGCGUCGCGGAGGAACACCGCAACAGCCCCCGGCGAGGAAGAGGAGGAGGAAGACGACGAAGGAGGCAUGGUUUACGACAGGCUGUCGCGGUGGGGCCCCAAGUUCCGGGCCCUGAGCGAGAUGUACGACCGGCCCCAGCUGGCCCUCACAUACAGGGACGCAGUGGCCUACAUACAGAGGAGCCACACCCACGACAUGCUGCCUCAUCACCACUAGAGGGCAGCGCACGACACCACCCACCUGAACACGUCAGCACAGAAGGAGGGGCAGGGGCCGGUGCUGCGUUCACGUCCGUCUGAAACCAGAAACACUAAAAACAAGAGACGGUCAGAAUGAAAAUCACCACAGGAAGGUUUAAUUUUAAAUCAUUUCAAAUGUCUGAGAGUCUUUAACUGACACUCAGUUAAAUAAACUCUUAAUAAAACAUUAAAUAAAACUUAAUGUUCAAAAUCUCAUCUAGUUUUAUUACGAUCUGAUCAUUAAUUUGAAGAUCGGCUUUUAUAAAAUGAAAGUUGAUAAACUUCACUCACCUGGUGGGCCUGGAGCAAAAGAGACAGUAGUUUAAAUUAAUUUAAGAAUAAGUUCAAUCAUCACUUUUUCACAGAGUGACACAGAAUAAAUGUCCUCAAGCAGUAAUCAUCAUCUGAUUACAGAUGUUUUAGCCAAUUAAACCUCAGAUUCGAGGAAGAAGAGACACAGUACAUCCACUGUAAAAAAAAAAAACACCUGCGCAGGUGAACGUAGGGCCUGACAUCUGAUUGGCUGCACCGGACUCCGCCUCAGAAUUCUCAGUCGUGAUUGGCUGCUGUCCCCGCUAAAGGAAAAGCCACCUUUCAGACUGCGAUCCUGAGCUCAUUCAGCGGCGAGGAGCGAACAGUACGGGAACGGGCGUGUGGGUGAAGUCGUGUUUAAAUUCAGUGAAUUUAUAAAUAAAACCACCGAAGAAGAGUAACGCGGGCGUGACGUGAGCGCGGCGGCUCGGCUCCUCCCCUGAAGGCCGAAGGGUCGCUGUGGUUCUGGUGCUCCUUCAUGUAGAAAACCAGAUGAGGGUCCAGGUCUGAGUCCUGGUUCAGUGGCACUAAAGCACAGAGGGAAGCUGUGAGGGUUCAUGAAGCAGCAACACGUCAGACAUCUUUAUUUAUUUUGCUUCUGUUUCAGCUGUAUUUAUUUCAUGUUGUGGCUCGAUGACUCUCAGUCUGAAAUGUGGACUUUCAGGGUCCAAGGUGACGGUUUUUUGUUUUCGGGGGUCUUAAAUGUUCAUUUGUUAACACGAACAACAUGAAGGCCUUGAUGUGAGUCUCACAGAGUUCUUCUUUAAGGGCAUUUUAACGCAGCGUUUUCACUUUAACCUGAAACGUACGAACAAAACUUUUCUUUUCCCGCUUCGCCGUCGCUGCGUCUCCACAGGCUAGACCCCCACCAGACCCCCACCAGACCUCCACCAGACCCCCACCAGACCCCCAGCCAACUCAGUAACCAGCUCUCAGCUGCUUCCUGUUGCACUAGAGGAUGAGAGAACGCUGAAGUAAAUAGUUUGUUUUCAGAUGAGAUUAUUUUUAUACUCCCGUGUAGAAACUCCAGGAAGCUGCAGCUCGUCAGUUAACCCGCCGGAUGCCGUCACUCUCGCCGUUCUGCGGUUUUGUUUUGAGCUCAAAGUGCAGAUUCUCAAAGGCUGAGGUUUUUAGUUUAGGUCGUGAUGACGAGCUGGUCGUCCGUCUUUAAUCACGGAACCGGCCUUCGCCCAUUGGCUGCACUCACAAAGGUCAAAGUUCAGCCGGUUCGAGCACGUUAACUCUGCACUGCAUCAGCUCAGGACGUCAAAAUACACAACAGCUGUUCAGGUCACGUGACCCCAGAGGCGCCCGAAUCUGCUCUACAGGAGCAGACUGGUCACCUGACAGGAAGUCGACACGUCAGUUUCAUCCCACUCCUCAUGAAUUAACCUUUUAGAGGAAGUUUCACUGAACGUCUCCCCGAUGGUGAGACGAGGACCAAAAAGGCGCGUAGCCCCUCCCUCCUUCGACCCCUUCACAGCCAAACAAAUGUGACUGUUGUUUUUUAGACUAAAGGAGAUGCGAGGCGGCGGUUUGUCGGGCGGCGGCCUCGUGUCUGAUGGUCGUCGGCGUCAUCUCUCCGCCUGAUGAAUGUAGUUUUAUAGGAGGAGGAAACGUUCAGGCAGAGGAGGUCUGAGCAGGCAGAGAUACAAUCAGAGUUUAUUAGGAACUCACAGAAGUGCGAGACUCAAUCUGAUAUUUUAAAGGUUCUGGUGUGAACUUCGGGUCGUGGUUCUCCCCAGAACACAUUCACAGAACGGGGAUUAAAACCCUUCGUGUCCUGGAGGCAGAACAUUUGCUUUGAGGCUCUGAGAUCGUUGCCUGGAGACAGAUUCAUUCCAGCUUCGUCAGUUUUCUUCGAGUCCUCGAAGCUUUGCGUCCAGGUGAGGAAACAAAGCGACGCAGGUGUGUUUGUGAAGGGAUGUGAAGCGUCACAUGUUCUCAUGUCUGCAGUUUUGACUUGUGCUGUGUGUAAAUCCAGUGUUUUUAAAGCAGUUUAAUACGUUUGUGUGUGUGUGAGUGUGUGUCCACGUCACACACACAGUGUAAGUGUCAUGUAGCGCUGAGCAGUGUUGAUACGAUGUACAUAUGGACGUUUUAUAGCAACCUGACAUGAAUAUUCCUUUUGUAUAUGACUUUUAA
This is a messenger RNA of Chelmon rostratus (copperband butterflyfish), 11303 nucleotides long. Its product is annotated as neural-cadherin. Lineage: Eukaryota; Metazoa; Chordata; Actinopteri; Chaetodontiformes; Chaetodontidae. Gene Ontology annotation, molecular function: calcium ion binding. Gene Ontology annotation, biological process: homophilic cell-cell adhesion. Bases 1 to 8823 code for a protein of 2940 amino acids. The record is from RefSeq and is a predicted model, not a curated record. Gene Ontology annotation, cellular component: plasma membrane. The transcript has 34 exons.